AUGGCCACAGAGGCGCAGACAACCUCAGACCGUACCACUCCCAAGCCUGUCUGGACACAGCCCGUUCAGGCCACUACCUACUCCUUCCCUUCCAUGGAGCCACUGCGGUUUGUCGAAUACCCUCGAAACCAUCUCCUUAUGCCUCUGCGGAAAGAUAUUCUCCACCGAGCCGUGGUGUACGAAGGUGACAUGACCCGACAAGGCACUGCCAGCACCAAGUGGAGGGACGAAGUGCAUGGCAGCCAUAGGAAGCUGCGCGCGCAGAAGGGCAGCGGUAAGGCGCGGGUGGGAGACAAGACUUCACCGACUCGUAAGGGAGGUGGUGUGGCAUUUGGGCCUCGUCCGCGGGACUUUUCGACCGAUCUUCCUCAAAAAAUCUACGACCAGGCAUGGCGGAUCGCUCUGAGUUACCGAUACCGACGAGGCCAAUUGAUCAUCCUGGACAACGAGAUAUCGAUUCCAGAAGAUGCCACAACCCAUCUGAUCUCCGAGAUAUUCAAGGUCAACAGCUGGGGUCGGGAAUUUGGCCGGUCAACGCUGAUCACGGACCGAUUGGAUGAAGAACUGUUCGACAAGGUGCGCCAGGUGGGUGAGCAUGCGAAGAUCCUGAACCGUCAGGAUGUGGAUGUCAAGGAUCUGCUGGAGACGGGACGAUUGAUCAUUGAGAAGCAGGCGUUGGACCGUAUUCUGGCUCAACAUUCGAGGGACUUGACAAGCAAGGUUGCGAAGGCUUUGUAUUGA
Aspergillus tanneri is the source of this 741-nucleotide messenger RNA. It is a transcript of the gene YML6, whose product is annotated as mitochondrial 54S ribosomal protein uL4m. The coding region runs from base 1 to 741 and encodes 246 amino acids. Gene Ontology annotation, cellular component: ribosome. The transcript has a single exon. Gene Ontology annotation, molecular function: structural constituent of ribosome. Lineage: Eukaryota; Fungi; Ascomycota; Eurotiomycetes; Eurotiales; Aspergillaceae. The record is from RefSeq and is a predicted model, not a curated record. Gene Ontology annotation, biological process: translation.